CUGAAUCCACUUUGCUGCCUGACAUUCGAUGGCCUCUGUUCAUCCGGCGGCCUGUGUUGUGCAGGUCAGACUGGAUGGUCCUGGUGCUCCCCUCUGCCCUUAGGCUCUAUGAAUGAAUGAAGUGACCCCGCUGGGGAAGAGCAGAACGAACGAGGAGGAAGGGACCUGCCGCGGGUCUGGGCCACGAGUGGAUUAUUGUGCAGUUGGAGCGCAGGCUGUGCCGGGAAUGAGAGCUGAACCGCAUUUCAGCUCACUCUACAAAACACAGCCGCCCGCCUCAGGUUUAAUAGAGGUGCUCCCCAGCAGGGCCCAUGUGGUGAAGUGUUACACUGGGCCAGACGGGGCAUCAUGCGAGGGCAGGCCACACGCAGAGGGCACAGCGAUGCCAGGCGAGCAGGCAGCUGGGACUUCUUCCCCUGCCUUCAGGCCGCUGGGCUGACGGUCCCAAAGGCCAGCCCUGGCCGGAAGAGGCAGAAGAGAGACUGGGUCAUCCCUCCAAUCAAGUGCCCUGAGAAUGAGAGGGGGCCCUUCCCCAAGACGCUGGUUCAGAUCAAAUCCAACAGGGACAAAGAGAUCCGGGUUUUCUACAGCAUCACGGGGCAGGGCGCAGACACCCCCCCUGUGGGCGUCUUCAUCAUCGAAAGGGAGACGGGGUGGCUGAAGGUGACACGCCCGCUGGACAGAGAGGAAAUCAGCCACUACACGCUCUAUUCCCACACUGUGUCUGCGAAUGGGCAGCUCGUGGACGGCCCCAUGGAGAUCAUCAUCACCGUGAGCGACCAGAACGACAACAUACCCCAGUUCACCCAGAGCGUCUUCACAGGCUCCAUAGGAGAAGGAGCCAAGCCAGGUACCUCCGUGAUGCAAGUGACAGCCACAGAUGCAGACGACAGUGUAAACACCUACAAUGGGGUCAUUGCUUACUCCAUCCUGCAGCAGAUACCUGAACAACCCCACAGAGAGAUGUUCACCAUCAACUCGGAGACUGGCGUCAUCAGUGUGAUUGGAACUGGGCUGGACAGAGAGACUGCCCCCCAAUACAGGCUGACAGUGCAGGCUGCAGAUCUGCAGGGACAGGGGUUCACAGCCUCCGCCACUGCUGUCAUUGAGGUGCAGGUCAAAAACAUGUCCGAGGCCCCUAGCAGCUCCCUGACCAUCCACGCGGUAAACGCUCUGACAGGCCAGCCCGCCACAGGCCUGGCCAUGCACCUGUCCCGGCUCGAAGGCCCCGGGCUGCAGUGGAUGGAGCUGAUGAAGAGGUUGUCUUCACGGUCACAGAGCAAACCCGGAAGCUGCACAUCCCUCUGCUGAUCAGCCCCUUCUCCUACACCACCUACAAGGGGAGCUAGAGCACAAGGGAGAGCAGGUCGGCCCCCGCGGCCGGCCUGGCCCUGGCCCUGGCUCCAGAGAUGGGCCGGAGGAAGUGACGUGGGGGGGGGCCCACGCUAUUAAAGGGUUCUUUCAGCA
Molecule: messenger RNA, 1467 nt
Organism: Mauremys mutica (yellowpond turtle)
Lineage: Eukaryota; Metazoa; Chordata; Testudines; Geoemydidae
Product: cadherin-1-like
Exons: 8
Coding region: 349-1311 (320 amino acids)
Biological process (GO): purine nucleobase metabolic process; homophilic cell-cell adhesion; cell-cell junction assembly
Cellular component (GO): catenin complex; adherens junction; plasma membrane
Molecular function (GO): hydroxyisourate hydrolase activity; calcium ion binding; cadherin binding
Source: RefSeq, a predicted model, not a curated record